This is a messenger RNA of Punica granatum (pomegranate), 2605 nucleotides long. The record is from RefSeq and is a predicted model, not a curated record. NCBI's taxonomy places the organism in Eukaryota, Viridiplantae, Streptophyta, Magnoliopsida, Myrtales, Lythraceae.
UCCAGAAUUCCUAUUCCCGACCCAUUCCUCAUUAACUCCCAGUAACAUACUACACGUAGAUGGCAAUGUCAUCGUCUGCUGCAGCUUCCGAGCAUUCCAGGCGAGCCUGGACGACGUGCCUUUCCUCGGCCUUCAGGGCUACCCUGGCCUGCACCAUCGUAGCUGGCGCCACCCUGUAUAGUCCCUCCCCUUUCCAGCGCCAGGUGGCCCUCCCCGCGUUCAGCUACGUCACCGUGGUCCUCAUCGUGAUGGACGCCACACUGGGCGACAUGUGGCGGAGCUGCUGGCUUGCCCUGUAUGCAACCGCCCAGAGCGUGGGGCCGGCCAUCCUGAGCCUGUGGCUCAUUGGCGGGCCUGCUCGGCUCUCUAAGGCCACUACCUCCAUUGCGGUGGCCAUGGCCGCCUUCGUAGUGGUGCUCCCCGAGAGGACGCACCUGGUGGCAAAGCGCAUCGCACUGGGGCAGAUUGUGCUGAUAUACGUGGUUGGGUUCAUCGACAAAGAGCAUGCCGAUGCCAUCAUGCACCCAGUUCAUGUGGCGGCUAGCACUGCAGUCGGGCUAUUGGCGUGUGUUUUGGCCUUGCUGCUGCCUAUCCCAAGGCUAGCCACUAACGAGGUUAAGGAGAGUUGCGAGCAGUACGUGGAGAAUGCUUCGAACAGGCUGAAGCUCUUCGUUAAGGCGUUUAGUGCGGAGGAUGCCAACUCCUCUCUCUCGUCUAUCUCCCAAGCCAAGUGCUUAUCCCAUUCUGCAAAUAAACUUAUCCACAGUACCAAGCGCUAUCAGGAAAGUGUGCAAUGGGAGCAGAUACCCUUCAUCAAGUCCUCGAACUCUCAUCAAGGCAAUCCCGGGGACGGCCUGCAAAAAGUAGAGACACAUCUGCGCGGAAUGGAGAUUGCACUGACGAGUUCGUCUCAUUCAUUUCCCAUCAAGUUGCCCAAUCAAGAACUCGAAAAUGGCCUGAUUGCUCUGGAGAAACAAGUUAACCUUUGGUCUAAUUCGAAUUCCUCGACAGCCCCAGCUGAGUCAAUCGCAGAACAAAAGACAUCUAAUAAUAAGUCCAUCCAUGUACUUCACGAAGUCUCAACAUCCCUUCGUGAGUUGUCCUCCGCUUUCUUCAUGUUCUGCUUGAAGUCACUAGCAAAACCAUUUGAUCCCGUCCAGAAUCAAACUCUUACGAGCACCAAGGAAUCACCCGACUCCGGGAAGCAAAACACCGGCAAUUGGCUUACGACGUUUCGAGCCCCCAAACGGCUUAUGCCGGCAUUAAAGUGCUCGCUUUCUCUGGGCCUCGCGACGAUGCUCGGGCUCAUGUACAGCAGAGAAAACGGGUUCUGGGCCGGGCUUCCAGUGGCCAUAAGCCUGGCCUCGGCCCGCGAGGCAACUUUCAAGGUUGCGAACGUCAAGGCACAGGGGACUGUCCUAGGAACUGUUUAUGGAGUGGUGGGCUGCUUCCUCUUUGAAAGGUUCCUGAUAGUGAGGUUCUUUUCACUCAUUCCGUGGUUCAUUUUCACGAACUUCCUGAGGAGCAGUAGGAUGUACGGGCAGGCGGGCGGGAUCUCGGCGAUCAUUGGGGCUGUCCUUAUUCUAGGCCGGAAGGACUUCGGCCCGCCCACCGAGUUUGCUAUCGCCAGGAUUGUCGAGACAUUCAUCGGCUUGUCCUGUGCUGUUGCAGUCGAGGUUGUGCUGUCCCCUGUUAGGGCCUCAACCCUGGCCAGACGGCACCUUGGCAAAACUCUCGUGGCGCUGCACGAAUGCAUUGGCUCGUGCGAUCUUCGACAAGGUGGCGGGGCCGUCUUGGAAAAGGGCCUGAGGAAGCUUAAGGGCCACGUAAAUGGGCUAAGCAAGUGCAUUGGUGAGGCUGACGUGGAGCCUAACUUUUGGUACAUGCCCUUUCAUAGUGCUUGCUAUAGUAAGCUCUCUAGGUCAUUAUCCAAGUCGGUUGAUUUAUUGCAUUUUGGGUCCAAUGCACUCCGAACAUUGUCAGAGAAACUCGAGGAUCAUGCAGCAUCUUGGAAGGACAUUAACGACGAACUAGAUGCUGACCUUAAACUCUUCAAGGACCUGACAAACUCUUCGAUAAAAUGUCUUGAGGAGGUCGUCUCGGUAAAAUCACUGGAGUUGCUCGACAAGAAGCUGGAAGAGAACAACAACGACAGCAAGGUUUCUUGUGAUCUUGAACUGGGGAAAACAUCAACAACACCCAAAUUAUUAUCGGCUUUGGAUGAAGAUGAGAUUGAGAAGGUCGUGUGUUCUUACCUUCAGCAUGCACAGGAGGUAGUUGACAAGAUAUUCGGUGUUGAAGGUCAGGAUUUGGACAACGAGGCCAAGAGCGAAGUUGUUCUGAGCUUAAGCGCAUUCGGAUAUUUCAUGCUUAGCGUAAUGAGGGAGACCGUAGAAAUCGAAAAUAUGAUUAGAGAAUUCAUCCAAUGGGAGAACCCGUCGAAUGAUAUAAACUUGCAUGAAAUUGCAUGCAAGGUGCAAGCUCUGUACAGUUAAUUGACCGAUCGAAGGUUUUCUGCAAAUUGCAACAUUAGGGAAACACUCAGGAUAUUUGUCGUGUUUCUCUAUGAAAAACAACCAUCUAACUUGAAUGAAUUAUCAGUGGA